Strongyloides ratti is the source of this 642-nucleotide messenger RNA. RefSeq lists its product as hypothetical. The transcript has a single exon. The record is from RefSeq and is a predicted model, not a curated record. Lineage: Eukaryota; Metazoa; Nematoda; Chromadorea; Rhabditida; Strongyloididae. The coding region runs from base 1 to 642 and encodes 213 amino acids.
AUGUCUUCUUCAUCACCAUUAAGUUUUAUAUCUUCUACUAACUCUGAUAACAUAUCAGUUUCGAAGUCUUCAUCAACUACCUUAUAUUCAACAAGUUUUCCAUUAAUUUAUGAUCUUUUAUUAACAACAACAUUACCACCAACAACUUAUACAUCUCCAACAUUUUUUAAACCAUUAACAGAAAAUAAAACUUUAGCAGCAGAUAUAUUAUCUCCUACAACAUUUCCAUCUACGAUAUUUACACCACCAUUAAUUCAUGAAUCUUUGUCAAGUUCUGAAUCCAAAUCAAUUUCUGAAUCUACAAUAAGUAAUAUUUAUCAAAUAAUAGCAUCAGUUACAACACCAUCUCCAUCUUUAUUGACAACAAAUGUCACUAAUACUAAUUCAAGUAUAUUAACCACAAUUGGAACUACAACAAAGUCAUCUCCUUAUCGUCGUCAUCCUCGUUAUCGUCGUCAUCCUCGUUAUCGUCGUUAUCGUUGGCAUUAUCAACCUUCUUGCCACGAGUUGUAUCAAUAUCAUGGAAGAUAUCGUCAUAGACUACCUUUUCAUAUGAAAAGACAUCGUAGAGAAAAAUGGAAUUCUGACAGUGCUGCUUCUGAGGAAUUUAACAGAAGAUUUCAUAAAAAAAGAAAUUUUUGA